Molecule: messenger RNA, 5430 nt
Organism: Kwoniella mangroviensis CBS 8507
Lineage: Eukaryota; Fungi; Basidiomycota; Tremellomycetes; Tremellales; Cryptococcaceae
Exons: 42
Coding region: 1-5430 (1809 amino acids)
Biological process (GO): phosphorelay signal transduction system; phosphorylation
Molecular function (GO): phosphorelay sensor kinase activity
Source: RefSeq, a predicted model, not a curated record
AUGUCAUCAUCCCAAAGGAGGAUUGAUCUGAACUCGAUCCCUAAAGAAUAUCUUCAGUCAUACCCCUAUCCAGCGUUUGUCCUAGUCGUACCUAUAUCCGAACCACCCACACAGGAAGCCAACGUAGCUGGACCAUCCUUCACACAUGUGGAGCACGAGGCUUUCCAACCAUUUGAAGUAGUAUGGUCCAACAAUAGAUAUAAAAAAUUCAUCCAAGGAAGUACCCUAUUAGAAUGUUUGGAUGUGGAAGGUGCGAGAAAAUUGGGGCGAUGGAUUGGGGGGCAAUGGACCGGAGGUCAGGGAGUACAGGACUUAAGAGGAGAUAGCAGUGGAAAGGGGAAAGACAAGGGACAGACUUUCGCAAGUGAUUUUACCAUAGAUAAUACCAUCGGCGAUGGAUCCGCACAACCUGAAGUGAAAGUAGGAGGAUCGUCCAGCAAAGGAAGUUCGUAUAGUCCUAAAACUGUUUUAGGGUCUUCUUUUCUCGACCAGGACGGCCACGAACCCAUCACCGAUUCAGCAUCAUACUUCUCAGGGAGUGAAUCUCUAUUGCUCGAUUUUGUUCACCCAUCAAAAGCCUGCUUCGAACUAAUCAGAACCGACUUACCUAUAUGGCGCUUGGGUAGAUCAGGCGGAAGUGGUAAAGCACCGAUGACCACGCAUACAUUCGUUAUAAUCACUACGAUACCUCGCUCAGAUCCAGAGAUCUUCCAACUCUCAGCCUCGUUCUCUGACCAGAAUGGAGAUCCUGGUACGUUCAUGCUGAGUCCACUCAAAGAGAAAUCAAGCUUCCUGCCGCCCCAAGACGAGUUACUGGCAACACCCGUCAUACCCAAAACGACUGUUCUGUCACCUUCUACUUCCCCUUCUCACAAAUCGCUCACUAGACCUAUACCAGCUGCUACCAGCUCUGAUCCCGCUCUCACCCAGAAAGCCGUGACGCCAACGGAGGAACUGAAUGGGUUUGAUUUUAUCUCGAAGAAGCCUGGAGCAAUAAGGUUUGGAAGGGAUGGAACGGUGACCAAGUCCAGUGGGGAAGGAAGAAGACAGGAUUUGACUGUAGAUGUGCAUGAUUUGAUGGAAUCCACCGAUUGGUCAAAGACCCCUUUAGGACCUAGAGAACAGUGGCCACAGAGCUUGAAAACUAUCGUCUCAUUGGUUUUGCAUUACCCACAUCAAUGUUGUUUAUGGUGGGGAAAAGAACUGACCUUGAUAUACAAUGAGGCGUACGCUCAGAUGAUGCAUAAACACCCUCAUAUAUUCGGUAUGUCCGGUACGAUCGCUUGGGCAGAAAUUUGGACCGCAAUAGGACCUUUGUCGGAGCUGGUUCUUAAUGGUACACCAGUAUGUAAAGAGGACGACUUUUUGUUGUUCAAGCAGCUCCCUCAUCAGGGUAAUGGAGUGAUAGAAGAAUAUCAUACAUGGAUGUGGGUUCCGGUCUUACAGGAAGAUGGAACUUUUGGUGGAUUGUGGAAUGCUACUAUAGCUACUACGAGUAAAGUACUAGCGGAAAGGCGGAUGGCCACUGUGCAAGAGAUGGGUCAGAGAACGUCUAUUGCAAGGACGAUGACGGAGUUUGACGAUGCUGUUAUCGAUAUCCUGACGGCGAACGCUCGUGAUGUGCCUUUUGCAGCUUUCUACCAUGUCGAUAUUCCCUCUUCGACAUCUCGACGUGGUUCAGGUGGAUCGGUUGAAGUGACCAGAGACGGUGAUCAAUCCGACAACAUCAGAUUGACUGUUCGAUUGGCAGGAGCGAUUGGUAUACCUGAUGAUCAUCCCACCACGCCUUCAAGUCUUUCUAUCAACAUUCGAACAAGGCUACGAAGCGAUGCUACUUCCUUCCGUACUGCUCCGAGAUCGCCAACAUCAUCAAUCUUGUCGUCCAUGUCAGGCGGACCAAUCCCAUCUGCUCCCCUUUCCGGAGAGGAGGGUAGCGACACGGCAGAAACGAAUCAGUGGCCUAUCCGAGAGGCUUUGGCCUCAAAUAGAUUGGUAAUGGUGGAGAAUUGUCAAGGACUGAUACACGAUUAUCCUAUUAGAGUGUGGGACGAGUUGCCGACCGCAGCGGUGGUAAUCCCAAUAGCGAAUGAGUCGGAUGAUGGUGUACCGAGUGCUGUGUUGAUCUUAGGAUUGAACCUCAGAAGACCGUUUGAUGAAGAUUACGAAUCAUUGCGAGUGCAAUUGGCAUCAGGUCUAGCCGCCGUGAGGUCCUAUGAAGCUGAGAGACAAAGGGUAGAGGAGCUGGCAGCCCUGGAUCGAGCAAAGAGCUUACUGUUUUCGAACGUCAGCCAUGAACUGAGGACACCCUUGACACUCAUCGCUGGUCCCCUCGAUGAUCUAUUGCAAGAGGCCCCAGAGGGCCAAAAGAAGGAUAACCUAAUCAUGGCUCGUCGGAAUGUCCGUCGACUGACACGACUUGUAUCGACUUUGAUGGACGUGAGCCGACUGGAAGCUGGUCGAUUGAAAGGUUCUUUCCAGCUUGUAAACCUUGGAAUGAUCACGCGGGAUUUGGCAGUCCUGUUCAAGGGUGCGAUGACUCAAGCCAGAUUGGAUUAUAACAUCGACUGUGAUCUGUCGUCUAGAGCUGUUUAUGUUGAUACAGAACAUUGGGAGAAAGUCGUUUUUAAUCUGAUAGGAAAUGCCAUGAAAUAUACGAUGGAGGGUUUUGUCUCUGUCAAACUUCGAUAUCAGUCGGGAGAAGUUGUUUUCACUGUUCAAGACAGCGGAGUUGGUAUACCUUCCUCGGAUAUAAACCUUAUUGGCGAACGGUUCCACCGUGUUCAAUCGGUCAGUCGGUCUCAUGAGGGUACAGGAAUAGGUUUGGCAUUGAUCAAGGAACUUAUCAAACUCCAUGGAGGACUGAUGGCUAUCGAAAGUACGACAGCAUUGGAAUCCCAAGACGGCACUCACGGUUCAACAUUCUCAGUAAGGAUUCCCCUCGGCACAGGUCACCUACCGUCCGAUGCGAUUGAAGAUGAACCAAUCGUCCGAAAUUCCCAAACCACCUAUGGUCAAGGCAUCCUCGAUGAGGCGAUGCAAUGGACUCGUGAGAGACGAAAUAGUACUGGUACCCCAAGUUCUGAAAUUGGCAGUGCUUUGGAGGAAACGAGCAGCCGAAGCUCCAGAAGCUUAGAUCCUAAUACACUGUACUUCAAGAAGGACGAUGUGAUCAUGCUUGUAGAUGACUCAUUGGACACACGUCGCUAUAUGAACUCCAUCUUCGCUCCUUUAUGUACAGUAAUCGAGGCUGGUGAUGGUCUCGAGGCACUGGAGAUGUGUGGGAAGCGUAUGCCCGAUCUGAUAAUUUCAGAUGUGAUGAUGCCCAAUUUGGAUGGAUUUGGUCUACUCGAAGCUCUCAAAGCGUCUCGAGACCUUUCGAUCAUCCCAGUGAUAAUGCUUACUGCUCGAGGAGGAGAUGAAGCGAAGGUGGACGGUCUUCUUGCUGGUGCCGAUGAUUAUCUUGCAAAACCAUUCAAUUCUCGUGAAUUGGUGGCUCGAGCACAUAUGCAAGUACAAUUGGGUAAAAGACGUAAAUCGCUGGAAGAUGCUUUCGAACAGCGGACCUCGGAAUUACGUGCUUUGACGGAAUAUUCUCCCGUGGGUAUCUUCAAAACCACUGAAGAUGGAACUGUCACAUUUACGAACAAAACGUGGCACGAGCUCUCCGGGUAUCCUGAAGAUGAACCAGUUGAUCGAUGGGAAGAAUUCAUUGAUGAGAGGUAUAGAGCGGAGAUGCUCGCAAACUGGGAUCGGGUUUUACAUGGGACAGAUGAAGAUAUCUGGAUCUCUUACGAUUAUCAGUUUACGAAUGGUAUUUGGGCGCAAUUGAAAGCGAUUCGGCUUGAUAAGAUGGGGGAUAGAGUUGCCGGAGCGAGAAUGAAGGGAAUACUUGGAUGUGUGCACGACAUCACCGAACGCAAGUUGAACGAAGAGUCGCAGAGGCUUCGGGUCAUCGAAGCUGAACAAAGGAGAAAAGAAGCCGAAGAAGCGAAACGACAACAAGAGCUUUUGAUAGAUAUAACGUCUCAUGAAAUCCGGAAUCCUAUCAGCAGUCUUAUGCAGAUAAGUUCCCUCCUACUCCAUCACAUGGCUUCUCGUCUAACAUCUUUGUUUCUUUACUGCUCUUCCUUAGUGAAAACCAAUCUUUUAUCCUUGCAGGAGCAGCUUGAAGCUGUAUAUGAAAAACAAGGGUCAUUCACCCCCACCAAACAGCUACUCAAUAAUAUCGAAGAAGACUUGGACGCUUUGGAAAGUAUCUAUCAGUGUGGACUGGCUCAGGAGAGAAUAUCGAAUGAUGUACUGUCUUUGGGGAAGAUACAACUUGAAAUGUUCGAUGUGGAAGUUGACAUGACUCGAGAGACGAAGAAAGUCAUGUCGAUAUUUCAGAACGAAGCUCGUAUGAAGAGAAUCAACCUUUCCUUGGAACUUGGAACAGGAAUUGAAAAGUUAGGUUUGACAACUGUUAAGACGGAUCCUGUGAGAUUGAAUCAGAUCGUGACCAACCUUUUGUCAAACGCAAUCAGAUUUACCGCAAUGAGUAGCAUUCGACGUAUCACCCUCAAGUACGAUGUCAGCUUUGAUCCACCAGUGAACGACGCUUGCGUCAUGCCUGGUCAACCCAAAUUGCCCAAAAGGAUGCUGGACGAUCAACCGAUAUAUCUAUACUUUGCAGUGACGGAUACAGGACCUGGUAUGACUGAAUCUGAACUGGAGAUGCUGUUCCAAAGAUUCUCUCAGGUAUCUUUGAAAACACAUACGAUCUUUGGAGGUUCGGGAUUAGGAUUAUUCGUUUGUCGACUGGGCGGUAAGAUAGACGUGACCAGUCAAAAGGGCAAAGGCAGUACUUUCCGAUUCUUCAUCAAAGCGAAGACAUGUCAAGCCCCUCCUAAGGCAAUCGAAUCCAACAAGGAAUCGAAGGAACUGAGCAAGAGAUCUUCGCUGAUCAAAUUGAAGAAAAAGGAUAUAUUCCAAUUUGAUGGCAAGAAACCUCACGUAUUGAUAGUGGAGGAUAAUUUGAUCAAUCAGACUGUUUUGGCUAGACAACUGAGACAUUGUAACAUCACUUGUGAUGUCGCAAGUAAUGGACUGGAAGCCCUGGAAAAGAUCCGAUUGGUAUCUUCGGUUGAUGUCCCGCAUGUUCAGCCGUUCGAUUGUGUUUUGAUGGAUCUCGAGAUGCCUGUCAUGGAUGGAUUAACGGCGUUAGAUCACAUAAGGGAGGAAGAGGCUGCUGGAAAGUUGAAGAAGAAUCUGGUCAUUGCCCUUACUGGAAAUGCCAGACAAGGUCAGAUAGACGAAGCGAAAGCAAGAGGAAUGGAUGAGGUCAUCAUAAAACCGUAUAGACUGGAUGAUCUGCUCCAGAAAGUAGAAGAAAUGAUGAAGAUCCGAAUCUCAGAAGCAUCGAACCCGACAUCACCUAAUUUGAAUAAUUAA